AUGAUAGAUACUGAUAGCAACCCUUCCUUGGUGCAAGUCGAAGUCCCCUGGAUCGAAUUUGAAACCCUUCAUGAAGCAUUCGUCGAUUGUGGACCAUAUAUGGCAUGCCAUGUUCUCAGACAUUCACGAGACCUGAGACCAGAAAAUAACCCAUUGGAUCUCAACAACUUUCCUGAUGAGUGCUCUAGAGAUGGUAAACAACUCCUCCAGGAUAGUUCCUCAUCUGCAGGGUUCAGGAGAAAGAAAGACAGCUUGAAGGAUGAUGAGAGUGAGAAGGUCUACGAGUGUAGAUUUUGUUCCCUUAAGUUCUGCAAGUCACAGGCUCUUGGGGGACACAUGAACCGCCACCGCCAAGGCUAG
Sphenostylis stenocarpa is the source of this 360-nucleotide messenger RNA. The record is from the annotation of a GenBank genome assembly. Lineage: Eukaryota; Viridiplantae; Streptophyta; Magnoliopsida; Fabales; Fabaceae.